Molecule: messenger RNA, 9145 nt
Organism: [Torrubiella] hemipterigena
Lineage: Eukaryota; Fungi; Ascomycota; Sordariomycetes; Hypocreales; Clavicipitaceae
Source: the annotation of a GenBank genome assembly
GUCCGGAGCUUUUGUCCCCUCCCCUCCAGCGCUGUAGUCGCAGUUGUAGUGGGCUACGGCACUGUUCCAGAACCGUCAGAGCCCUGUUGCCGCCGCUUACGCCCACUAAAAAACCGCAGCUGCCAGCUCUACUUGUAGCGCCCACGUUUUUUAUUCUCGCAGCUGGCCACUUCCGGCAGCUGUCGCUUCUUUGCUUCUUUUGUAGCUUUCUUUCUUGGUCUUCUCCUGAACCCCUCUUUGCUCACACCAUCCAUCUUCUUCCUAUUCUCACCAACUCUGCAUCCGCCCAAAUCGCCGGCUUCCCCUCUGCCAACGCUCCUACAGGCCCCUCUGACAGCUUGUGCUUCCGCCAUUGACUCCGCUACGGCCGGGGGUCCCCCCUGCGAAGACGUCACUGCACAAGCUCUUGCAGCACAGCACCCCCACCGCGCUAACAGCAAAUCUGCGUGAUUGAUUCCCCUACCCACCGCGGGGCUGCCGUCUGAUCGCCUGCUGCUUUUUCUUCUUUUCUUUUUUCUCUUCUUUCAUCAUGAGUCCAGGCACAAUGACUUCCCAGCAGGUCUUUCUUCUGCCCCUCAACGACGAUGGCUCGCCCCAGGUCGCCGGCGAGUACAUCUACAUUGAAUCCGAAAGCUCAGAGGUCAUUGUCCGUUUCGUCAUCGAAGGUGCUUCUUCAAUCUGUCGACAUGGAAGCCUCUGGGUCAAUAUCCCGGAAAAGGGCGUUGCUUUCAAAAGGAGUCAGUUCCGAGAGUUGAAGUUGAGCGCAGACUUUACUCGCGACAUUGAAAUUUCCGUCCCCAUUUACGAACCCGGCGCUUUUGCAUUCUAUACGACAUAUGCUGAGCUACCCGACCUCGAGGCACAAAUAUCUGCGCCUAAUUAUGGUAGGAAGGACGUCCUGAAGCAGACGCAAACCUACUACAUCGAUGUCGCACCCCGCCUGAGGCUUGACGGCUGCCCAUUGCCGCUACCUGCGCUAUCCAUGUUUUCUGUAAUCAGCAAAUUCAUGGGUAAAUACCCCGCCGAUUGGGAACGCCAUCUUGCUGGAAUCAGCUAUCGAGGAUACAAUAUGGUUCACUUUACACCACUCCAAAUUAGAGGCUCGUCCAACUCCCCCUACAGCUUGUACGACCAAUUGGGCUGGGAUCCAGCCUGCUUCCCCAAUGGGGAGUCAGACGUUGCAAAAAUGGUAAAGAACCUCGAAGAAAACCAUUCGCUUCUAAGUUUGACCGAUAUUGUUCUCAAUCAUACAGCACACAACACCGAAUGGCUCCAUCAGCACCCCGAGGCGGGUUACAACCUAAUCACUGCCCCAUGGCUAGAAGCUGCAUACGAACUAGACACUGCACUACUUGAGCUAGGCAGCAAGCUUAAAGAACUCGGCCUCCCUGUUAAUCCGCAAAAUGAUGAAGAUUUAUUGGCAAUAAUGGGAGCCGUUAAGAGUAAAGUUAUUGCUGACUUGAAACUAUGGGAAUACUACGCCAUUAACGUGGAACGCGACACUGAGGCGGCUGUUGAAGCCUGGGUUCAGGGCAAGUCCUUUACUCUAGUUGACACCCUCGAGGGGGCCGAUAUUGACGGCCUUCAGAGAGACAACUUGGAUGCUCAGGCUGCGUUUAUUAAGAAUCAUGGCAUUCCUCAUAUGGGACGUCUCGGCCCCCGCUUCAGUCGAGCAGUCCACCCUCAAAUUAUGGCAACUGUCCUUGAUCUUUCCCUGGGAAGAUUUGAGGGCGAUGGCUCCAAUUCUGCUACUAGAGAUGCGGCAAAACAAAAAGUUUCAAAUUUGAUCGAUGCCAUCAACGUUCCUCUUUACGAAGAAUAUGAUAAAGAUAUUAACGAAAUGAUGGAACAGCUAUACAACCGCAUUAAAUAUGUCCGUCUUGCCGAAGAUGGCCCCCGACUCGGACCCAUUAACGAGGAGAACCCAUUGAUUGAGACCUACUUUACCCGACUGCCUCUCAAUGAUGUUACAAAAAAGCUUGACCCAAAGGAGAGAGCUCUCGUCAACAACGGUUGGGUUUGGGGCGGAAACGCCCUGGUGGACAAUGCCGGCCCAGAUUCUCGCGUCUACCUCCGCCGCGAAGUCAUUGUUUGGGGAGAUUGUGUUAAGCUACGCUACGGUAAUGGACCAAGCGACAGUCCUUGGCUGUGGGACCAUAUGACAAAAUAUGCUCGCAUGCUUGCCAAAUACUUCAAUGGUCUCCGUAUUGACAACUGCCACUCUACACCAAUGCACGUGGCUGAACAUAUUCUCGAUGAAGCGCGUCUCGUCCGACCAGACCUUUACGUUGUUGCUGAACUCUUCACUGGCUCAGAAGAUAUGGACUACGUCUUUGUGAAGCGACUCGGCUUGAGCUCACUUAUUCGCGAAGCCAUGCAGGCAUGGAGCACAGCUGAGCUCAGCCGACUGGUUCACAAACAUGGUGGUCGUCCCAUUGGUAGUUUUGAAGUCGACGAAAUCUCCUAUUCGGAACCUUUUACCAAACCUGAUAGCACGGGCGCCAGUGGUGAUCUUGCAAGAGAAGUUAUUCGCCACAUCAAGCCUACUCCAGUACAUGCGCUCUUCAUGGAUUGUACGCACGACAAUGAGACCCCUGCGCAGAAACGUGAUGCCCGCGAUACUCUCUCGAAUGCUGCACUUGUCUGUAUGUGCUCCAGUGCCACUGGAAGCGUGAUGGGAUACGACGAGAUCUACCCGAAGCUCAUUGAUUUGGUCAACGAGACCCGAUUGUACACUUCAGCGUCUUCAAAUGCAUCACCAGGCAAGGAGAGCAAAUCAGGUAUCGCUAGUGUGAAGAAGCUUCUGAAUCAAAUACACACAUUGAUGGGCAAGGACAAGUACGACGAAACCCACAUUCACCAUGAAGAAGAAUAUAUUACCGUUCAUAGAGUUCACCCAGAGUCGAGGAAGGGCUAUUUCUUAGUUGCACAUACCGCAUUCCCCGGAUAUGGAAACGGCCGAGGCGCCAUUUCUCCAAUGCACUUGAAGGGUACAAGAGCGCGCCAUCUAGGCAGCUGGAUGCUUGAGGUUGAUGCUAGCAAGGAUACUACAGCAGAAGUUCUCGCGGAUACUGAACAUCUCCGUGGCCUUCCCAGUCGUGUUCACACCAUAACCGGCAUUACAAUGGAACAAGAGGGUGAUGAUACAGUCAUUACCGUCAAAGACAAAUUCCCACCUGGCAGCAUCGCGCUGUUUGAAACAUGGAUCCCUACGGCAGAGCACUCUGCUGGUCUCGAUCGAUUCGUUACUUCCAAGGCCAAGACCGCCCUUUGCGAGCUUGACCUGAUUGAUCUCAACUUCCUUCUCUUUAAAUGCGAAGCCGAAGAGCGAGAUGCUAGUGGAGGCAAAGAUGGUGUGUAUGACAUACCUGGCCACGGCAAGCUCGUUUACGCUGGUCUGCAAGGCUGGUGGAGCGUCUUAAAGAACAUCAUCAAGAAUAAUGAUCUUGCCCACCCACUAUGUCAGAACCUCCGUGAUGGAGCUUGGGCUCUCGACUAUGUUAUCAACCGUUUGGAGCGCGUUUCAGAAACUGCGGGUGGGGAACGCUUCAAAGCAGUAACCCAGUGGUUCAAAGAGCGCUUUGAUGCUAUCCGCGCGAUUCCAAACUUUCUCCUACCGCGCUACUUUGCAUUGGUCAUGCGCACGGCGUAUCGUGAAGCAUGUGCAAGAGCACUACAUCUUAUGAACGACAAUGUUAAGCAGGGUCAGUGGUUUUUGCAAUCGCUGGCCUUGGUUAGCGUGCAGCAAACUGGUCUUGUUCAUUCGGCAUCGCUCUGGCCCAACAAGCUUGUGCCCUCCAUCGCCGCUGGUCUACCGCAUUUUGCUGUAGAAUGGGCUCGUUGCUGGGGUCGCGAUGUAUUCAUUUCGCUCCGUGGCUUGUAUUUGGGUACCGGCCGAUUCGACGAGGCUAAAGAGCAUAUCUUGGCAUUUGGUAGCGUUUUGAAGCAUGGCAUGGUACCAAAUCUCCUGUCAAGCGGUGAUGCUCCUCGAUAUAACGCGAGAGAUGCCAUUUGGUUCUUCUUACAAGCGAUUCAGGAUUACACCAAGCUUGUCCCCAAUGGUAUUGAUCUUCUUCAGACUAAAACUAAGCGUCGGUUCCUGCCAUACGAUGACACCUGGUUCCCUACAGACGAUGCUCGUGCAUACUCACAAGAAAGUACUAUUGAGGAUAUCAUCCAAGAGGCUCUCCAGAGGCAUGCAUCCGGAAUGCAAUACCGCGAAGCAAAUGCUGGCCCACAGAUUGAUUCACAGAUGAAGGAUGAGGGUUUCAACCAACUUAUCAAAGUUGAUUGGGACACUGGUAUCAUCUUUGGUGGCAAUCAGUCCAACUGUGGAACCUGGAUGGAUAAAAUGGGUGAAAGCGAGCAAGCGGGCUCUAAGGGAGUACCUGGAACUCCUCGUGACGGCGCUGCGAUUGAGAUUACCGGACUUCUUUACAGCACGCUGAAGUGGUUAUCGAGCCUAAGCGAUGCAGGCAAGUACAAAUACAGCGGCGUCAAGACAUCUGACGACCAAACCAUCAGCUACCAGGCUUGGGCAGAACGUCUCAAGGCAAACUUCGAAAAGUGCUACUACGUACCUCUGUCACCUGCCGAGGAUGGCAACUACAACGUCAAUUCAAAGCUGGUUAACCGCCGCGGCAUGUACAAGGAUUUGUACAAAUCGGGCAAAGAGUAUGAAGACUACCAGCUCCGAUGCAACUUUCCGAUUGCCAUGACGGUCGCCCCAGACCUCUUUGACCCUGACCACGCCUUGGAGGCACUGUGCCUUGCCGACUCUGUACUCCGUGGCCCUACUGGUAUCGCGACGUUGGACCCAGGCGAUCUGAACUACAGACCAUACUACCGCAACAGCGAAGAUAGCAAAGACUUCGCAACAAGCAAAGGCCGAAACUACCACCAGGGCCCCGAGUGGCUGUGGCCGACGGGUUUCUUUCUCCGCGCUCUACUGAAGUUUGACCUCAUGCGCCAAACUUCCGCCGAGGGACGCACGGAAGCCUUCCAGCAGGUGACAAGAAGACUGGCUGGAUGCAAGGCCAUGAUCCAAGAAAGCCCAUGGGCUGGACUGACCGAGCUAACACAAAAGAAUGGAGAGUACUGCGAUGAUUCGAGUCCUACGCAAGCGUGGUCUGCGGGCUGCUUGAUUGACUUAUACAUGGAUGCAUUGCACGAACACGGCGCAAAAGCAUAAUUACCACCUGGACAUCAGGACAUAGCUUAGUUGCACAUGACAUAAACCAUCUUUAUUUAUUUGUUAUUUCGUCAUCAGUAAAAAAAUGUUCUUUUGAUUGUGUGAUUGUUCUACACCACUGCCAUUGCCAUUCCCACCACGCAGCCUCUACUACCAAAACAAAGAAAAAAGGGUGUACAAUAUAUGAAGUCUCUACAGGGCCUUUUCCAUCUGUCCCUUGAUGCGCGUCACCGUGCCCGCACCGCCAUAUACCAUGGUCGUAUACACCAUAGCCACGCUAGCACCAGCAUUCAGCACUUGCAGUGCCUGCUCGCCGUUCGUGAUACCUCCCGUGGCAAACAGAACCUUAGGCUCGCCCUUGGCAUCUAUGCUCAUGGCGUAGCUAUCCAGCAUCUUGCGGUAUCGUCCCACCAGAUCCAGGGUGCGCGAGAACAUAGCUGGGCCCGAGUAGCCACCCGUCUCCAUGAGGUUCUUCUUCUCGCGCGCCGUCAACCGUGUGCCUUCAGGAACAACCUCGGCGCGCCGUCUUGUCGUAUUGCCCACAAUGAUGCCGUCCACACCGCUGCGGUUCACGGCUUCCACGACACCUUCCAUCUGCACAUCGUCGUCCUCGUCCGGUGACACCUUGACCAUGACGCGGGGUUUCGUCUUGCGGUCGGUCUUGCGAGCUUCCUCCACGACAGCCGUCAGCAGCUUCGUCAGCGGCUCAGUGGCCUGCAGGUCUCGCAGGCCAGGUGUGUUGGGGCUCGACACAUUGACAACAAGAACAUCCGCAUACGGCGCCAGUCGACGCACACAGUAGACAUAGUCGUUCGCAGCGUCCUUCUCGCUCGUUUCCUUGUUCUUGGCAAUCUGCACAGCAAGAAUGCGGCCCUCGCGCAAACUACCAGGUGGCACGCCGGCCUUACCGUCCAGAACGUCCUGCUCAGUGGCGCCAAUGGAGCGGGCAUAUGUACGCAAUCGCUGGCGCAGACGGAUAGCAACGUCGUCGGCACCGCGCGAGUUGAGCCCGUAGCGGUUCACCAUGCCCUCGAGGCCGGGGACACGGAAGACGCGGGGCUUCGGGUUACCUUCCUGAGCAAGGGGCGUGAUGCCGCCAAUCUCGACGACACCAGCACCCAGGGCAAACAGGACAUCGGCAAUCUCGCCGUCCUUGUCGAGACCCGCAGAGAUACCGACGGGGUUGUUUAGUUGGUGUUCAAAGACUUGUGUGGUGAGCUUAGACUCGGCACUUGUUGAAGAAAGACCCUGGCGCUCGCGAGGGUGCAGGUUGAAUUCGUAGAGCAGCUUGAGCACCGAGGUGCCAAAGUGGUGCGCAUCCUCGGCGUCGGGGAGGACGGUGCGCAGGAUCGGCGGCACGACGUACUGGUGGAUGAAGCCGCGGGUGUCGGUGAUGUAGAGGUAUCCGGCAUACGUGGCUGCUGCGAGGACUGUGCCGUAGAGAGCUGCCUUGCCGCGUCCGAGGGCCAUGGAGCCGCCGCUCGAGCUGGAUGCAAAGCGCGCAGAUGCAGCUUGCACCUUUGGCACGCGGGGGCGGAGGGCGGCCUGGUGCAGGCCGGACGAGGCCAAUCGCUGGCGCAUGAUGAAUGUCGACAUGGCUGAAGUGGUGCACAGGGCCCGUAUCGUGCUCAAUUGGGCCUGUUGUGCGGUCAAGUCGAGCCGUGUUAGUACGAAGAAAGAAAGAUUGGAGCUUGCUGGUAGAUCGUGAUAGGUGCUGGGUCCUGACAGUGCCCGGGCGUACAGUGUGGGCGUUGGGACACUGUGGAUUUUCGGCAACCACGCGAGUCUAAGCAUCUGAUAGCUUUAUGUACGAAUUUAUUUCGUGUGAAAUGAAACGAAAAGGAUUAGGUUUUAAAAAAGUCAUAUUUAGAAGUAUCCAAAAGAGGCUCAAGCAGCCAGCCUAGACUCCCCAAUUAAAUGUGCAAAUAGCAAAAAAGACGCAAAGAACAAAAAGACAGCAACCCAGUAAAUGACACCGACUACUACCGCUUGCUUUUUGCUAUAUAACAAAGAUAAAGCAAGGGUAGCCGAGACAUGCUGUCAAUCGUAUAAAACAAAAAGACAAGAAGCAGCGAGAGCUAAUAAAAACACAAAGCGCCGUAUUCUAGAUGAAACCAGACAAGGAAAUAUCAGGGGUAAAGGAGAGCGAAUUUUGCAGUUGAGAUUCGCUCAAACUAAGGUGAGAGUUGGUCGACGGAGAGAGUAGUAAACAGAGGGAAAACGCCAUGUAUGAAAAGCCUUGAAAAAGAUGUUAUUUUGGUGACAGAGGGGGCCUGACCACGAUCGAGCGGCGUUUAGGAAAAUGUACGACGUCGGCGAAACGAGGCAGGUAGGCGGGAGCGCGUCGGAAAAGGAGCGAAAAUCGUAUUAUCGAUCAGAAUGCAUCUAGGUGCGCUGCAUGGGGUUCCAUCGCUUCGACUUGCGGGCUGCCUUUUCCUCGGGAGUGCCAGCGGCGGCUGUCAUGUUGGGUAGCGGCUCUCGGGUGAACUUGGAGUAGUCGGCUUGUUCGCGGUCGGCCAGGCCACCACCGAGGGGAGGACCCCACGAGGGGCGAGAGUUGGAGCCGGAGUGCUUCUGGCCGAGGAUGUUCUGGCGAUCCUUCUUACGGAGGUAGCGGCGGCGCCAGAUGCAGGCUCCGAUCCAGAUAGCAGCGAUACCGACAAUCAGAAUGACAAGCAUGACAACCCACUGCCAGUGGUUCGAAAGCCUAUAAAUCGUUAACAAAAGGGUUCUGGGGCUCAUUCGGGUAUUGCAAAAACGCACCAGUUACCGUUGGAAUCACCCAAGUUAGCGUGAGGUGUUGUAAAAGGUACACCAGUGGACGUUGUGGCGGCAGUAGUGGGUUGAGGGUUACCGUUGUUGUUUCCUGGCGCAGUCUUAAAUCCAGGGCCGUUGCUACAGGCAGUCUUGUACCAUGAGGCUAUCGAUGUAGAGCCGGCUGGGUUACCAGCACAGGCAUUCGGGCAGAGCGCAGCAGGGUUAGAGACCAAUGCAAAUAGGUUCGGUUGGUAGCAGACACACUGCAGCCAGUCGGCGGGUGUACCAGCCUUGACGGCUGGUGGCACACAGGCGCCAUUUGCAUCGUAGAGAGGACCGCAGCCUGCGGCACAAGCGGGCAGCUUGCUGAUGUCGGUGAAAGGGAUAACGGUAUAUUGGGCUGGAGGAGAGACGUCAGCAUGGGCGCUUGUCAGUAGAUUAGCGGGAGAGACGGUUCAACUCACCCAUUUUGAAGGAUUAAAUUUGGCAAGACUGGUAAAAAGACGUGAGACCAAGAGUUUGCCAGAUAUCUGCCAAUGGAGACGGCGUCGAGAGCGAGGGGGUCGCUUUGGAGAGAUUAACGCGGAUGUCUAGAUGAUGUGCGGGUUCCGGGCGGAUAGGGCGGACGACAACAACAGGAGUCGGGGGGGUCGUGAGAUGUAUUGGUCGACGCGCCAAACGAGGCCAAAGUAGAUGCGAGUUGAGGUUUCGAACGAGUGGAAGCGCGUGUCGAUUAUCGAAGCAGCACGCGGAGGCGGAGGCGGUAGGGUGGUAUUGGGAACAAGGCCCUUUUGAUUGCGGUUUGACGAUGCAAGGCGACUUGGCUGGCGAGGCGUGAUUUGGCGGGCGUGCAAGGACGAACAGAAAAAUGCGGCGAAAGAGGCUCGCGAUGGUCAGGUGAUGACGAUGGUCGCGAUGGAGAGCAGGCGACGCGACAAGCGUGGAAUUGAUGGGUUGGUUGCAGGCAAAAAUGUCUUUGCUGGUGAAGGUUUGCAGGAGAAGGAAGGCGAGUUGGAAUGUGGCAGGCGGAUCAGGCGAUUAAGGCGGGAGACAGGCAAGGCCAGUGGGUGUGUGGUGUGUCCUAUCUCUUUUUUUUUUCCCUUUUGGGGGGUGCUGUAGGCGAGUGGCUCCCCUGUACGGACGGGCUACAACAGCUACUUGUGUGGGCUUGUCAGCGGGAAGAGGGUGCUGAUUGGG